Molecule: messenger RNA, 1644 nt
Organism: Balaenoptera musculus (blue whale)
Lineage: Eukaryota; Metazoa; Chordata; Mammalia; Artiodactyla; Balaenopteridae
Gene: INSIG2
Product: insulin induced gene 2
Exons: 6
Coding region: 522-1199 (225 amino acids)
Biological process (GO): cellular response to insulin stimulus; SREBP signaling pathway; cholesterol biosynthetic process
Cellular component (GO): SREBP-SCAP-Insig complex; endoplasmic reticulum
Source: RefSeq, a predicted model, not a curated record
GGAAGGUGGUGGCCCUCGGGAAGAGGAACCGCUUGCGUUUUUGCGGCCUGGGAACCCUGCUGGCAAGUGCGAGGAGCCAGGACCACAGAUGGGGCCUGAAGGGCGAGGGGCUCCGCUUAACCUGGAGAAGGGUCGGCGAGAUCCGGAAGGGGACACCUGGGUCCGGGAGAGGGUCUAGGAGAGGCCGAGGCUCCCCGGACAGUGGAAGAGUGUCCGAGCCGAUAGAAGGCUGGAGGACGACGGGAAGGGCGACCCCGGAGAUCUGAUGGGGUGGAGGUCGGCGGGCUGUCAAGCAUAGAGCUGUCAGGACCCGGCAGGCUCGUAGCCAGGGAGACCGGGACUCAGGCUUGGGAGGGGGAAGGAUCCGAAAAGGAUUUCUGGUAGGUCCUAUUUUAGGACGAGAUGCAAUAUUGUUGAAACGCCAAUCUGCUUUGGUUCAGGCAGUUGGCUUUUCAGCUGAGAAGCCAUUUCUUCUUCCUCUUUUUAAAAUUUUUUUGCUGACUUACUGAACUUAUGAAACCAUGGCGGAAGGAGAGACACAGUCACCUGGGCCCAAAAAGUGUGGUCCCUAUAUCUCAUCUGUCACUAGCCGAAGUGUGAACUUGAUGAUUCGAGGAGUAGUGCUGUUUUUUAUUGGAGUAUUUCUUGCAUUAGUGUUAAAUUUACUUCAGAUUCAGAGAAAUGUGACGCUUUUUCCACCUGAUGUGAUUGCAAGCAUCUUUUCUUCAGCAUGGUGGGUACCGCCGUGCUGUGGCACAGCUUCAGCUGUGAUUGGGUUAUUAUACCCCUGCAUUGACAGGCAUCUAGGAGAACCACAUAAAUUUAAAAGAGAGUGGUCCAGUGUAAUGCGGUGUGUAGCCGUCUUUGUUGGUAUAAAUCAUGCCAGCGCUAAAGUGGAUUUUGAUAACAACAUACAGUUGUCUCUCACACUGGCUGCACUAUCCAUUGGACUGUGGUGGACUUUUGAUAGAUCUAGAAGUGGUUUUGGCCUCGGAAUAGGAAUUGCUUUCUUGGCAACUUUGGUCACUCAACUGCUAGUCUAUAACGGUGUUUAUCAAUAUACAUCUCCAGAUUUCCUCUAUGUUCGCUCUUGGUUACCGUGUAUAUUUUUUGCCGGAGGCAUAACAAUGGGAAACAUCGGUCGACAGCUGGCAAUGUAUGAAUGUAAAGUUAUCGCAGAAAAAUCUCAUCAAGAAUGAAGAAGGCAAAAACAUAUCUUUUGUACAGAAAAACAAGAUGAAAAGGGCGCGUAAAUGAUAGCUAUACCAACAAAACCUUGGACUAUAAAAUUGCCAGGAUGCAGUUUUCCCCUUAAUUGGUGUGUGUAUAUAUAUAUACACACAUAUACAUAUAUAUACACACAUACAUAUGUUACUGCAAUCUGUGAUUGCUUCAUCUGUAAAUCAAGUACAAACCUUUAUGUAUUUGACUUAAAUAACUGUAAAAUAUGUAUGCACUACAUCAAAAAACAUGUUGAUUAAUAGAUGAAAUUUUUAAAUUAAUUUUUUAGACAUACCAUAUAUUGUAUCACAAUGUUGAUGUGCCAAAAUAUUCAGUUAUCGUCAUGCAGAGUAUAAGAAUGCUUUGAACAAUUUAUAAACUUACUGAAAUAAAAUAUGAGGAAAGCCAAAAAAAAAAAAAAAA